UGUUUGGGAAGCAAAGGACAGACCGGCGCCGGAGGGGAGAACCUCUCCCCGAACAACUUAUUUUGAAAUUGUCACCAAGUAAGCCAACACCAUCUCUAUAUAAUCAGAAUAUCAUUGAUGGAGAAGGAAGCCGCAUUUUCUAGUACAGGCCUUUUACAGGUUCCCUUUGGACAUGUUAUCGGAUCUGAGAAAUGGCGAGGGUCUCAGUUAGCCCAAGGAAUGCAAGGGAAGAUUAAGCUCAUUUUUGAAGAAGACCUGGCACCAGUGGAUUUUCACCUUUCUAAUAGAUUCUGUAUUCUUUAUAUUACUGAAGCAGAUUUGGUGGCAGGAAAUAAUUAUAAAAAAAGAAUUGUUCAACUUAGAAAUGCCAGUAAUCUUCAAGGAAUUGUAAUAGUUGAAAAAACACAGAUGAGUGAACAGUACUUUACCGCAGUGCAGAAAUUUGUUGUCCUGGAACUUGGAAUGACAUUGCUUCCAGUGUCCAAUCAGAUAGAAGCAUCUCAGCUUAUUAUCCAACUGGUCCAUGAACAAACCAAAGAAAGAAAUAGGAAUCCUUUUCUUAAGAAGAAAAGCUGCCAGCUCUGUGAAUCAUCAGUACUUCAAACAGUACAACAGAUACCAGGAGUUGGAAAAGUUAUGGCCCUGCUUCUAUUACAGGAAUUUCCAAGUAUCCAAAAACUAUCCAAUGCAUCUAUCCAAGAACUUGAGCGAAUAGUUGGGCAUACGUUAGCAGAAAAAAUGCAUACAUUCUUUACCCAGACAAGGUGACAUGACAAAAUCCUAUGACAAUUUUUUUUUCCCUUCACUAUCACCAAAUGUAAGAUUGUUCUUUUCUAUACCUAAAUUGAAACCAAGGAAUCUACUUUUGUAUCUUGGAUCAAGUAUUGCAAGAAGAAGUCAACUGAGAACCAUGAUCUCUGUGCUCAUAUUUUCAUAAG
Molecule: messenger RNA, 938 nt
Organism: Gracilinanus agilis (Agile Gracile Mouse Opossum)
Lineage: Eukaryota; Metazoa; Chordata; Mammalia; Didelphimorphia; Didelphidae
Gene: FAAP24
Product: FA core complex associated protein 24
Exons: 5
Coding region: 118-768 (216 amino acids)
Biological process (GO): interstrand cross-link repair
Cellular component (GO): Fanconi anaemia nuclear complex
Molecular function (GO): chromatin binding
Source: RefSeq, a predicted model, not a curated record